AUGUUAACAUUAAGGUCAUCUCACCAUCAUCCAAAGUUUAUCCAACCAAUAUCACAUGAUCUCAUGGACCCAUGGGUCCGCAAGAUCAUCGAAGAAAGUUUACUACAUGAACAAGAAAUAAGUAGUUGGGUUGUUAGUGAGAAGGGUAGUGUUAACGAACGAAAAUAUGGAGCGAACGUUCCACGUGAUGUACAUACUUGCGUCGGGGAUGAUUGUAAAGGAAAUGUAGGAGAAUGA
This is a messenger RNA of Racocetra persica, 237 nucleotides long. Lineage: Eukaryota; Fungi; Glomeromycota; Glomeromycetes; Diversisporales; Gigasporaceae. The record is from the annotation of a GenBank genome assembly.